AUGGCCGACAAAAUAUUCGUUGACUGUGUUGCGACAAGUGAAGUCAGUAUCCCUUUGACAUUGGAUCCAUCAAAACUUUGGAGUCGAGAAUUAAUUCAGCAGGAGCUUGAUCAUGUGGUCGAAGAGCUUGAGAAAAUUGCAGUCGUUCAUCUCCUUCAGCAUAGAUCAAUAAUCUCUCUCGUUGGGAAUGUACAGCGGUCUUCCUUGAUACUAGAAAAGGCAUUCAAUGUUCUUCGGAAGAACGGAGUGAAUGUCCAGAUGAUAUCUCAGGGAGCAUCUAAGGUAAACAUUUCCUUGAUAGUCAAUGAUGAUGAGGCAAAGCAGUGUGUCAAGGCUCUGCAUUCAGCGUUCUUUGAGAAUGGUUUCCUUUCAGAAGUUGGAGAAGCAGAAUUUUCGGGUAACGGUACCACAAUUCCCUCCAACGUCUCUGUGAUGUAAUCACAAUCAAUUCGCAACAGGUGACAACAACCAAUGCCUUAUCUCCCUUCAAAGGGUUGGUUGAUUUGCUUAGGUUAAUCUAUUUGAUUCUUUCCCACAAGAUGUGGGUUGCACGCCACGCCUUUGUUGAAUAGACCUUUUUUCUUGGUUGUAAGCCAUGCCACAAGAUGCAGCUUUAGGUACGCCAAAUUGCAAUUUUGUUCAUUGGAAUCAAACCCGAUUCUGAUUAUAUGCUUUUCGAGAUUUAUUUA
Molecule: messenger RNA, 689 nt
Organism: Musa acuminata AAA Group (dessert banana)
Lineage: Eukaryota; Viridiplantae; Streptophyta; Magnoliopsida; Zingiberales; Musaceae
Product: aspartokinase 3, chloroplastic-like
Exons: 5
Coding region: 1-438 (145 amino acids)
Biological process (GO): L-homoserine biosynthetic process
Cellular component (GO): cytosol; chloroplast stroma
Molecular function (GO): aspartate kinase activity
Source: RefSeq, a predicted model, not a curated record